AUGAACCGUCUGUGCCUCGCCUCGCGCCCCGCUGCCUCCCUCCUCAUCGCCCGCCAGGGCUCGUCGGCUGCCAACAGGAUGGCCAUCAGGCGCUUCACCGAGGACAUCAACCCCUCGCGCCUUUUCAUCGGAGGUCUCUCGUGGGGCACCGAUGAGAACAAGCUCAAGGAGGCCUUCGAGGGUUUUGGUGAGGUCAGGCACGUGCGAGUUGUGGUCAACAGGGAGACCGGUCGCUCGCGCGGCUUCGGCUUUGUGACCUUCCAGUCCCCCGAGGACGCCGCGGCCGCCGCUGAGGCCAUGCACGACAAGGAGCUUGAUGGCCGCAGGCUCAGCGUCUCCUACGCCAGGAACACCCCGCGCGAGGGUGGCUUCAGGCAGCGCCCCGUCGAGGGCAAGGAGGAGGAGAGCAUGUAA
This is a messenger RNA of Acanthamoeba castellanii str. Neff, 414 nucleotides long. RefSeq names its product RNA recognition motif domain containing protein. Bases 1 to 414 code for a protein of 137 amino acids. Gene Ontology annotation, molecular function: RNA binding. The record is from RefSeq and is a predicted model, not a curated record. Lineage: Eukaryota; Discosea; Longamoebia; Acanthamoebidae. The transcript has 2 exons.